GCAGCCUCAAGCAUGUGUAGUGGUGAGCUCGGCACGGGUCUCGACACUACUCACCCUUACUGCUGCUGCUUCUGCUGCUCCUACUGCCUGUUCUGCUACUGCUGCCUUUUCUACUACUGUUCUACCGCCUGUUCUGCUACUGCUUGUUCUGCUGCUGAUCUUACCAAUGCUAUCGCCGCUGCCGCCACCACCACCACCACGUCUAGUCCGAGAGUGGACUGUAGAGACGAUGACUCCCUGAAACAUCAACAGGAUCUGGAGUUUCACGGAGUGAUGCGCUUCUACUUCCAAGACUCUGGUCAGAAAGUGGCAACCAAGUGCAUCCGUGUGCCCAGCACUGCCAACUCCAGAUACGUCAUUGAAACGCUUGUCGAGAAGUUCAGGCCCGAUAUGCGUAUGCUCUCCAUUCCCGAGUACGCACUCUACGAGAUACACGAAAACGGAGAAGAGCGUCGACUUGCAGAGGAUGAAAAGCCACUUUUGGUUCAGUUGAACUGGAACAAAGAUGAUCGGGAGGGCAGGUUUCUUCUCCGCCGAAUGGACCUAUACAAUUUUGGAAUGUCAUAUGAGGGUGGUUCUUCUACAUUAGUCAACACACUACCCCCUCACCCUACCACACCCAUACCAACCAAAGACCAGCCAUUCCAGCGUAAAUUAUCUAAACGGGAGAAAAAAGAACUUAAAAAACAAGAAAAGCUGCGACGAGCAAAUGAAGCAAAUGAGGCAGACUCCUCGGUGGCAGAAAAAUUAUAUACGGAAUUACCAGAAACAAGUUUCACGCGCAGCAUCAGUAACCCUGAGGCGGUGAUGAGACGAAGAAGAGCUCAGAAACUGGAGAAAAAACUACAGCAGUUCCGAAGUAAAGAUGGUGGACCUGAUACAGGUGGCACUCUGAAGAUUUAUGGUGAAUCUCUCCGUCCUGAUGUGCCUUACAAGACACUACUAUUGUCUAUUCGAGAUAAUGCUCUCAGUGUGGUGGGAGAAAUGUUAGAUAAAUAUGGCCUUUAUAAAGAGGAUCCCAAUAAUUAUUGUCUUGUGCAGAAUGUCAUAGGAAAUGAUGAUGGUUAUGGAGGGCCCACAUCCCCCCAAAAAGAAUAUAUCCUUGAUGAUGAUGAAUGUCCAUUGGCCAUUCUUAUGAAUCAUCCACCUUCCAGAGGGUCCAUUAUGUUCCACGUGCGGCGGCGGCCUGCGGAUCAUGGCCCCCGCAAGCGGAAGAAGAAGCCAGUGAAAGGUGCGGGCGGGGGUGGACCAGGGGGUGAUGCCCAUGACCAUCGACCCAGGGACCCAUACUUCCUCCCAGACCGUCUACCCUUCCUUAUAGAGCUGGGACCUGGUGAGUAUUUAGGGGGUUUUGAUCUGAGAUUGGACUAUGGCAGUGAUGAUCUCCAGAACAUUUAUUUAUCUGGGCAGGAGAAGGCAGCAACUGGGGGACCUGGGGACAAGCAAGAGGCUGGGGGGGACACAGUGUCGCAUGCUGGGUCUCAUUCGGGCUCUCAGGCUGGGUCACGCAACUCUAAGUCAUCUGCACAAGAACGUCCCAACAGGAUUGAUCAGAGCUUUGAGGGCAGGGGCAACUAUGAGCGGUAUCCAGCAGCACGUGAUCCCAUUCUUCCUGCAGUGCUAGAAUUUAGAGAAGAAAGUGAAGAUGCAUUUCUUCAUGCCAUUACAACUGACCUUGACCCUACAGAUGUACAAUUUAAACUUGCACCAACAUACACCCUCUACAUGGCAGCCAGGUUUAGAGCUUCAACCCACUACCGUCCAGACCUGAGCCCAACAGAUCGUGCCCACAGAUUAACAGAAAUGCUCACCAAAGUUGCAGCAAUGGUCCAAAAUGUCAUACAUUCUCGUCAUGGAGAUCCAACAUCCUUAGCUUUCUGGAUGGCAAAUGCAUCAGAAUUACUCCACUUUUUAAAACAGGACCGACAUGUUUGUGGGUACUCUCUUGAUGCCCAGGACAUUCUUGCAGAGGCUGUGCAGGUUGCUUUCAGAAGUUUGGUGGACUGCAUGCAAGCUGAGCUGUCUACAUCAUUACCAAUGUUUCUGGAGGAUAGAGACGAUAUAAAUGAAGAAGAAGGGUCCACAGCUCACGUACUAUCCAUCUUAACCAACACCAUGGCUUUGCUGCGGCGGUGUCGGGUGAAUGCUGCACUAACUAUUCAGCUGUUUUCUCAACUCUUCCAUUUCAUCAAUAUGUGGGUGUUCAACCGCAUAGUGGCAGAGACCCACCCAAAUUUUUGCACCAGAGUGUGGGGUGUAAGAUUAAAACGACGUUUAGCUCGCAUUGAGCUCUGGGCAGAGAAGCAGGGCCUGGAGCUGGCAGCAGAUUGUCACUUGGCUAGAUUAUCACAGGCAGCCAUGUUAUUACACUCACAAAAGUCUGCUCCUGAUGAUAUAGCAACCAUAUCAUCUACAUGUUUCAAGCUUAAUUCACUUCAGCUCCGAGCUCUUUUAGAGAAAUACCAGCCAAUGCAAGAUGAGCCUAAAAUACCUCAAGACCUGAUUGACAAUGUUGUUGCUGUUGCGGAAAGCACAGCUGAUGGAUUGGCUCGAGAAGAUGGCAGAGAGGUUCGGCUAGAAGAGGAGAUUGAUUUGCAGCUUCCUUUCCUUCUUCCAGAGGAUGGAUAUUCUUGUGAUAUAGUGCGUGGAGUUCCUUCAGGACUGGCUGAAUUUUUAAAUCCUCUCCAACAUGCUGGCCUCUGCAGUAUGAAUCCACAGCCAUCAUCCUCGGGUUACUGGACUAUAUAUAUGCAUGAACAGGAUAUGAGGCCACCUCCAGGGCCCCGAAGUCCCAGUGUAAUGAGCAACCGAUCAAUGUCCAUUCCUCGUGGUGAGCCGGAAAUCCACAUAAUUCAGCUACAUAAAUCCAACAAUGGAAUGGGGCUUUCCAUUGUUGCAACUAAGGUAGGUUCAUGUACCAGGUAUAGGAGGAUAUUUAAUACUGCCUUGAAUUGCCAUGAACUGCAAACAAAAGGCACGUCUUUCAACUGUCUAUAAAUGUGUCCACCCAGA
Molecule: messenger RNA, 3012 nt
Organism: Cherax quadricarinatus
Lineage: Eukaryota; Metazoa; Arthropoda; Malacostraca; Decapoda; Parastacidae
Source: RefSeq, a predicted model, not a curated record